AUGACAGAUACAUCUGUGGACGUUGCCUCAGGGUUAACGGAUAUUGUACCUGUGAGUGUCCACAACGAUGAAUCAACAACACAACUAACACAGACAAUAAUGGUAUCAAAAAUAGUUCCAAAAGAACACACAACACAGGAACCAACAUCAACCGUCAUUCAUUCAACACAGGAACCAACAUCCAUUGCCAUUAACACAAAUUUAGAUCCAGAAUUUGCCGUUGUACAAACAGAACAGAAAUCAUUAUCUGAUGUACCAAGGAUGACACUAUCUACGAAAACUGACCAUGGAGUUUUCCCUUUGGAGGAAACGACAAUUAGGAAUGUUCAACAACAACAAGUAUUAAAUAAUGUCAAAACAAGCGGUAUUCCAUUAACACCCAUAACGGCGGGGACUGUAGUAGGUGUUUCAGCUGUUGGUGUUAUUGCAUAUUUCGGUGUUGCAAAAUUGGUUUCAAAAUUGAGAUGGUCAUCUGCCGUAAAACCAAAAGAUCAACGAGACAAUAACAUGACAAGACCACGAAUAAAUAAAACCGACGACUACGGAUUGACAUUUAGACCAUCAGAAGACGACGACGAGAGACGACGCCGACGACAGUUAGAAGAGAUGAUUGAUUUGAAUCAUGUUUAAGUAAAAGGCGUGCUCUUAAGGGCAUAACAGAAAACUCAAAAUAUACUCAACAAUUGGUGCCUUUAGGACAAAAACAUAAUAUAUACUGAAAACAUGGUGUCUUUUGGACAGAAAACAUAAUAUAUAUUCAUCAAAUAUUGCUUGUAUGACAUAUCAAAUGGUGCCUUCCUUCGGAAACUAAUAUUCAAUAUAAUUUUUCA
Messenger RNA from Mytilus californianus (California mussel), 830 nucleotides. RefSeq lists its product as uncharacterized. The record is from RefSeq and is a predicted model, not a curated record. Bases 1 to 630 code for a protein of 209 amino acids. The transcript is spliced from 3 exons. Lineage: Eukaryota; Metazoa; Mollusca; Bivalvia; Mytilida; Mytilidae.